AGAAACAGCUUCUCUUGCUGCUGUCCUGCUGAGGCCUGUGUUUGUUCAUUCUUGAUGCGUUGCAAAUAAGCUGUAUUUUUGGCUCUACCUGCCAACGGAGGUGACAGAUGAUCAUGUUUUCCCUGAAACGAGACGCUUCAAAGCUGUGUGCCAGCUGCAAACAGGAGCUGCGCUCCGCUCCCCCCUCCCAGCCUCCCUGCUGUUAUUUCUCUGCUUUGCUCUGCCUUUAGCAAAUGUCCCCUAUGGCCAAAGGUGUCCCUGGACUUAACUGUUUUGGUGGCCAAGGCAGCUCUAGAUGUAGGGACACGAGGGCUCCCUGUGCCCUCUGGUACAGCACUGCCUCAGCUCCCACCAGCUUUACCUCCCUGACCAUGGGAUGCUUUGGAUUUUGGCUCAUGGCUCCUGCUGGCACUUCUAUGCAUCUUUAUGAAGACAAGCCAUGUGUGGGGGCCUCUUCUUUCAAAGAUUUCCUCAGCUCCCUUCUGAACGCAGCAUUUAGGGGGGCUGCAAGCACAAUCUGCAGUGAGGCUGCAUCAGAGUGCGGGAGCAAUGAGGAACGGAGGAGCAGUUAAUAAAUGAAAAGCCAUUUCAUUAUGGGAAAUGAAUGUUUAAUGAGUGUGGGAUGACGUCUAGACAGGCGGUCGGUGCUGGCCAUGUGGUGUGCAAGGAAGACUCAGCCCAGGCAGCCAGCCCAGCCCCUAUCUUGUGCCAGGAGGAGGUGGCAAAACUUCCUCAGGAGCUGCGGGGCCACAGGGAAGGUCCCCUGAUACCACAUUGCUGCUGCUGCCCCUCGUGCCUCUCCUGGUGAGGCCCUGAGGCUGUAGAGGGUCCUAGGGGUUGAGGACAGCCAUGCUGCGGGCUGACCCGACCUGGAUCAGGGCCCAGGGCAGCACCCAGGAGCUCAGGGCAGCACCCAGGAGCUCAGGGCAGCACCCAGGAGCUCAGGGCAGGCCCAGGGGAGCUGGCAGCACCCCUAAGCUCAGCACAGCCUGGCCUCUGCUGUGUGGUGGGCUCUGGAGCUGCCUCUGGGCCUGGUGAAGAUGCUGUUUUUAGCUACAGAAAAGAGGUUUCAAAGACUGAAAUGAGCCCAUAAGGGGGGUUGGUUCCCAGUAGAAUCCUUUCCAGAGUCUCUGGAAGUAUCAGUUGUCCCCACAGAAGCACUGUGCUGACGUGCCACAAGCCUGGCUGCUGUUGGGGACAGGCCACGGCACUCUGGCUGCUCCACAGCCGCCCAGAUCCUGCCCCAGGCUGAGCAUGCCUGGCCUUGGUGGGCGCCAGAAAGGAAAGAUGAAAAGCUUGAAUCUUCUUGGCAGUGGCAAAGAGGUGGAAAUAAUGCAUUCUGACUUCAUCCCAAGGGCUGCCUUCCUAGCUUUAGGGAUGGCAGUGCUGAACCAGCCCACAGCUCUGCUGAGCUUGCCUGGAAAAUGCUGACAGGACCCCACUGUGCCCACAUCCUGCUCCAUGCCCCUGUUGGACCCACAGUGUCCCCUUCCUGGGUGCCAGGAAGGGCUCUGCUGUUCCUGGAGAUGGGAAUUUUCUCUGGGAUGCAUGCUGUGCCUGUAAAGCGGCAGGGAUGGGACCAGUGGUGCUGCAGGACCUGGGACCAGAGCAAUGGGCUGUGCAGCCUGAUCAGCACUUGGCUCUGUGACUUCUUGGCUGUGCCUAUGGGUGGAAAAGAGGAAAAUAAAUAUGCAUUUGCUUUCCCACAAAUGGAAACCACUUCCCAUGGGGCAUUUCGCUCUACCUUUCUUAACCCUGGGAUUUCUGCAGGGUGGACAUCUACAAACAGCUCCACUAAAGGCCUGGGGACUCGAGACACCUAAUUUGCCCUGCUGCAGUGUCAGAAGGCACUUGGUGGGGGCAUUGGGUGAGGCUAGUUGGAAGGGAUGGGAGGUGGUUUGGGGUUUUGAUUUUUUUUUUUUAGUUUUCAGGGUUUUUUUCCCCUAUUUAUCCUCCUGGCUUUGCCAAGGCAUUUCCAUAUAGGGAUGAGAUGCUGCUGCCUGUGGUGCUCAGCUGUGCCAGGGGACUUGGUGGGGAGUGCUUUGCAGUCUCCUGUGCUUUUUAACAGAUUGAAGUGAUGGAGAGGCCAAAACCAAUUUUGUUCAAAACUGUGGUGAGUUUUAGACAGCCUCAGACUUCCUCAAGCUUAGAAGCAUCCUUGUGCUGCAAUCUGCCUGAGUUCUUGCUACUAGGAGAGCCUGGGAGGUAUUUCUCAGUAACGAAGAGCAUUUCACUUGUAGACUUAGCUGCACACACAAAGCCACAUAACAGGAAGGAUUUAGCCAUCCGGUGGCACCAGCAAAGUCAUCCUGGGUCUUGCAAGACUGGCCUGGCUGCUGGGAGAACAUCUGGCCAGGUCUGCCUGAGGUGCGCGCUUUGCUGCUGCCAUAUGGUGACUGUGAAGCAAUAGCUUGGCCCCAAGUUUUGCUAACGCACAAAAAUACUUUCUGGGACCCUGCUUCAGCAGCAAGCCUGUGGUGAGCAGAUCUGCGCAGGAAGCAGUAACCACAAGCUAUAUAUACAGCUCCCAGAAGAGCUGCUGCUGCUUUUGAUGUGACAAAAUUAAGGUGGUGUUUUGCAAAGAAAUCCAGCAUGUUGCCUUCUUCCACUGGCAAGGCUGACACAGUAAGAACUGGGGCUGGCUCCUGGAUGGCUCCUGGACCUGAGCUGGAAUGGGGAGGUGGGCAAGAAGGUCUCUUUGCCUCCAAAAACUGUGCAGUACUGAAGGCUGCUGGUUCCUGAGCCAUGGGGAGGAGCACAUGUCUGGUGUGUCAUGGCAUGUGCUCUUGUUGGCUCUGUUUGUGUUCUGAGCUGGUUUAGGAGGCACAGUGUCAAAAUGCAAGCAGCUGGGGACAAUGUCAGCAUCUGAGUUUUUUCCCAAGGUUUAAGUUGAGACCCUGAUGCAGCUGAGAGUGACCCAUCCUGCUAGCCCAUGGUGCUGGGAGGGGGAACUCGUGCUGGGUGCCAGCCUCCAUAGUCACCUACCUGAUGUCCCACAUCACUAGCAGUACAGCCCUAGGGGAGCAGCAGCCAACAGUCAGGUAGAGCAGAGAGCACUCAGCUAUGAUCGUUGCUUCUUCUACCUCCAAAGGAUGUGCAGUCUCUUUCCUCCUCUCCUGAAAUCAGGAGGCGAGAGUCUCCUCCUCUUGUCCUGAAAUCAGCCUCCAGGUCUCACCCUCCCUCUUUGCUGCCUUCACUCUUACCUCACUGGCCUACCCAUGUAGCCAGGCUGGGCUCACUGUGGGGCUGGGGUGGGCACGCAGCCAUGGCACCCUUGCUCUGGGAAAGUGAAGCCCUGCUUUGCCUUUCCCAUGCUGUUUUGCAGAGCGGGGCUGACUACAGCUUCCUUGUGAGCCAGAACAUGAAGCUCCUGAGCGCACUGGAGGACCUGCAGCACCGCUGCUCCAGUCUCACCGAGGAGAACAGCUUGCUGCGCAGGAGCUGCUUCCCCGAGACAGAGGAGAAGGUGAAGCACCUGAAGAGGAAAAACGCAGAGCUGGCAGUGAUCGCCAAACGGCUGGAGGAGAGAGCCCGAAAACUCCAGGAGGCCAACCUCAAAGUCGUAACUGCUCCAGUGCCCCUGAAGGGUUCCAGCCUGGAGCUGUGUAAGAAAGCAUUUGCCCGCCAGCGUGCCAAGGACUUGACAGAGCAAGCCAGUGCUCUUCUGGCAAAAGACAAGCAGAUUGAAGCUCUGCAGCAGGAGUGCCGGGAGCUGCAGGCUAAACUCAUCGCGGGGAAGGGUGACCCUCGCUGUCCGAACGUGGUGGAGUUCGACCGGCUGCUGCGGGAAUCCCAGAAAGAAGUGCUGCGGCUGCAGAGGCAAAUCGCGCUGAAGAACUUCAAGGAGUGCCUGCGCUCCUCCAAAGGCGGCUCGGGAGGCUCCCUGCCCAGCGCCGCCGUCCGCCCGGGCCCAGCGCCGAACGCCCGCGGCAAAGACGCGCCCGCAGCGAAGGAGCCGCGCUGGGCAGAGCCGGCGCCGGGAGGGGCAGCGCCCGGCAAGGUGGAACCAGGUGUGCUACCACUGGGCCCUGCCUUGGAAGGACAUGAAAAUUUCCCUCCAAAAAAUGCAGUAACAGACCAAGAGAGCAGCCAACAGAUACAGCAGCUGGAAUUUGAACUCAAGAAAAAACGCAAAAAAUGUGAAAACCUUGAGCAUGAAGUGAGAAAAAAGCAUAAAAGAUGCAAAGAACUCGAGAUCCAGCUGCAGGAGGUACAGAGUGAAAAUGCACGACUGGCCGAGGAGAACUUGCAGCUGAAUGAGAAGGCCGGAUGGGCAGGACAGCAGAUAGCUGCUUCAUAUCCCAAUUACUUCACCCCAGCAACAGAGAGCCUAGUGGGAGGAGCAGGGUGUGCAAAUAAAUACAUGAGUAUUUGUUUUGAGUGGAAACCAAAGGGAGAGGAGGCUGGUGAUUUUGAUAUUACAAGCAGGAAGCAGGUUGAAUCUGAGAAUGCUGACCUGAAGCUGCAGGUUGUUUUGGUUACUAAGGAACGGGAUUCAGUAAUUCAGAGAAAUCAAGGACUUCAAACCAAGCUGGAGAAUCUAGAGCAGGUGCUGAAGCACAUGAGAGAUGUGGCUGAGCGAAGGCAGCUGCUGGAAGCUGAACACAAGGAAGCACUGCUAGUCCUGCAAGAGAAGCAAGAGGAAGUCAGACGGUUGCAGCAGGCACAGGCAGAGGCAAAAAGAGAACAUGAAGGAGCAGUACAGCUUCUAGAGGCUCGGGUGAAGGAUCUAGAAGACCAAUGCCGCAGUCAAACAGAGCAGUUCAGCCUUCUGUCCCAGGAGCUCAAACAAUUCCGACUUCAAACAGGAAAAAUUGACCUUCUCACCUCCACACUUGUGACUUCUGAACUUCCUCUUGCACUGUGCAGCUCUACACCACAGCCUCACUGGGAGAAGGAUUCAUCUGGUCCUGCAUUGCUUGCUCACCAGAGCACAAAGAAGGCUCACAAUGAAGAGACCAAUGAGUUGGAGUCAUCACAGCGGGUGCCUGAGGCUGUUGUUGGCUCCCCGGUUUCUGUUGCCAGUUCUCAGAAACAAGCCAAAAAAGUUGAAUCUCAGUCAAGCUCUUCAAAAUCAGAAUCCAUGCAGAACAGCUCCAAAUCCUGCCCAACUCCAGAGGUGGACACUGCAAGUGAAAUGGAAGAACUGGAUGUUGACAGCAUCUCUCUGAUGCCAGAGCCAGGCAGCCAAGGCCCUGCAAAGCUCCAGGUCUUCUUGGCUCGAUACAGCUACAAUCCUUUUGAUGGACCUAAUGAAAAUCCAGAGGCAGAGCUUCCACUAACUGCUGGAGAGUACAUUUACAUCUAUGGAGACAUGGAUGAAGAUGGCUUCUUUGAAGGGGAGCUGAUGGAUGGCCGGCGAGGGCUGGUCCCCUCCAAUUUUGUUGAGCGAGUUUCAGAUGAUGACCUCAUGACGGUUCUGCCUUCGGAGCUGAAUGAUCUCACCCAUAGUUCAUACCAGGAGAAAAGUUUUGUCAGUGCAAGCACCAGCAGUGGAGAUAAGAGUGAUUUCUCCAUUGAAGAGAGUAGCAUCAGUCCGUUGGUCAGUAGAGCAGAAGGAGACCAGGAGGAACGUGUUAGUCACACAGCAGUGCCUUACCCAAGAAAAUUGACUCUGAUCAAGCAGCUUGCCAGAAGCAUAGUUGUAGGCUGGGAACCACCACUUUUGCCUGCUGGCUGCCCAGACAUACAGAGCUACAAUAUCUAUGUGGAUGAAGAGCUACGUCAAAAUGUGAAGAGUGGCUUUCAGACCAAAGCAGUGAUUGAAAAGCUGGAUUUAAAGACAAAGGCUUACCGUGUGUCUGUGCAGAGUGUGACAGAGAAGGGCAGUUCUGAUAAACUGCGAUGCACUUUCUUUGUGGGGCAAGAUUUGUGUGUGGCACCGACUAUGCUGAAAGUCAGAAACGUCACUGCCACAUCAGCAGAGGUCUCGUGGCUUCCCUGCAACAGCAAUUACAACCACGCGGUGUAUCUGAAUGGGGAGGAGUGUGACAUAACAAAACCAGGGGUCUACUGGUACACCUUCUGCAACCUGCAGCCCAACACUCAAUAUGUUGCCAAGCUGGAGGCCCGUCCCUUGAAAACACUCUGGGAAGAGGUCUCAGAGGGGCAGGAGCAGAACUCAGCUGUGAUACACUUCACUACCCCACUAGCAGGCACACCUGAUGCUCCUCUGGAUGUCCAGGUAGAAGUUGGUCCCUCUCCAGGAAUCCUCGUUAUCAGCUGGUUACCUGUCACUAUUGAUGCUGAAGGAUCUUCCAACGGAGUUCGAGUCACCGGUUACGCUGUGUAUGCGGAUGGACAGAAGGCAAUAGAAGUUACUUCUCCAACAGCUGGGAGUGUCCUUGUGGACCUGUCCCAGCUUCAGAUGUUCCAGGUGUGCCGGGAGGUUUCCGUGAGAACAAUGUCCCUGUAUGGAGAAUCAGUGGAUUCAGUUCCAGCCCAGAUUUCCUCAGUCUUGCUGAGAGCCUCUCAUCAUUCUUCACCUUCAGAUUCUGCUGUUUCUACUACUAUUACCUCUAGACUGCCCUGUGGAGAAUCCAGGGGCUCUCUGCCUGCACGCAGCCCACCCACACAUGAGGCAGCUGUGCUCCUUCUUCAACAAAAAGCCCCCACUGAUAGCUCAGAUGCCAAAUUGACUGAUCUCUCCUCCAGCCACGAUGGCUCAGCGCAAUCUCUGCCAGAGAAAGCCUCUUCGCUGCUGCAGCUCUCUUUGCACCGAGGAAGCGUUGGACACACCUCAGGCACUUCCCUGCAGGGAUCAGACGCUGCACAAGACAAGAAAUGCCUGACUGUGCCUCCUCAGCAAGCGGACAGCACAGAGCUCCCGGGUGAGGGCACAGAGCCUAUCUCCUCGAGGGAAGCAGAACUGAAAAGCCUGGGUGAAGGAACAGAAGUGCUGAUGGAGCAAAACAUGACCAAAAUGCCAGAGAUAGAAAGCCCAACUAACAGUAACCUGAAGAUACGCAUGGAGACCUGCCAUGCAUGCUCUGUGGAGUCACCAAAAAGUCCCAGUGCUGAAAGAGAGACAGAAGCAAAGGAGAAGAACUUGAGUCCAGAGCCCCUGCCCUCCCCCAGCCAGGCUGAGGAGAUGGAGGGCACCUCCCGAGAUGCAAGCAUGGGUGGAAGCAGCUGCCAGGAGUUCCUGAGGUUGUCACCUAGCAAGGAGGUGAUGAAAGAAAUGUCCAGAGUGAAAAGAGAGCAAGAAGAAAAAAUGUCUGAAAUAGGAAGACGACAGCUGACUCUUUUUGCUGAGCACAACCGUAGUUCAGACCUUUCAGAUAUAUUGGAGGAGGAAGAGGAAGAUGAACUGUCUUCAGAAGCUCUGGAUGAGAAGAAAUGGGAUCCAAGAGAGCCCUGUUAUAGGGAGAAUGGGGAGAAGAUGGAUCUUUGUGAUACUGACAGCGAUGAGGAGAUUCUGGAAAGGAUACUAGAGCUCCCGCUUCAGAAGAACCACAGCAAGAAAUUGUUUAGCAUCCCUGAAGUGACUGAGGAUGAGGAUGAGGAUGAAGAUGAGGAUGAGAAAUGUGUUACAGAGGAAAAGGAAAAUCCUCAAGGCUCCUUGGAAGCACCUACCUACAUUGCAGGAAGGUCUGAGAAGCCACUGAGCACCCAGGAUCCAUUUCCGAAGGCAGAUGGUAGUGAUUCCUCCCCCGAUCUGUCUGUUCAGACUCCACGAGACGAGCAGACUGCUAAGGAGAGUAGAGGGAGUGCUGACCACAUGAGCCCCAGUUGGAGUCAGAAAAGGGCAAACUGGAAUUGGGGCUACCAGGAGAAUGAUCUGAAGUCCGAGAGCGGGGAAAGCCUCACUCGGAGCAAGAAGAAGGGAAAUAACUAUCGAGAGAAGAUCCGGGGUCAACCUGAGAUGGGUAGGAAGAGACAGAAUGAUUCCACAGAGCACUGCAGUCGUCUGCUGGGCAACUGCAGCCAGAUGGGAGGCGGGUUGUACAGAGCUCCCAGCCUCCGGGAGGAGCUGAACAUUGUGAGCAGCUCUGCUGGUAAGGAGGGGUUUGAUGCAUACACUCGUGCUAGGCAAAGCGCCUCCCGAAGAAUCUACGGGAAAACAGUGGUUUCAGGGUUUGCAGAACCUGCCGGGAUGGCAGCACACUGCUCCAGCUCCAGGAGCCUGGAAAUAGACAUUGAGUAUGACUCUGAAGACGAUCAGGAUUCAACCUGUUCAUCCCCUCCUGAGAGCAGGCUGUGGCCAGAAAGGGCCCAGAACUGUCAGGGGGAGUGGAGCGAUUGUUCCAGUCAAUCUGAGGUUAUUCACACAGAUGGCAGAAGGAACCUGACCAGACUGGAAAGAGUAGAAGAGCAGGGUAUGGAGUGGGCUGGGUCUCCAAGCCGGCGCCUGCGAUCCUUCUGCCAGGAGAAGGAAGCACUGAGGUGUGAGAGCAGCUCUGAGGAGCAAGGCUGGGAGCAGGACUGUAAGUCACCUGGCUGGAGAAGGAGGCUCGAACAUCCUUGGAAGGGGAUACGUAGCACCUCCUUGCACAAAAGGGCGUCUGGUAAUAAAGAUCCUAGGGGCCAGGAGCUGCCUGGCUCGGCUGCCUGGCAGACUCCCAGCAGAAGAGGGAGCAGGAGCUUAAGAAGAUGCCAAAUGCAGAAACCUUUGCUUUCCAGUCCAGGUCCUCCAAGGAUCUCUACUUCAGAAACCACUGCUGAAGAUGAUGGCAUUAGAAUAUUUGUGGCCCUGUUUGACUAUGAUCCUGUUUCCAUGUCUCCUAACCCUGAUGCGGCAGAAGAGGAGCUCCCGUUUAAGGAGGGGCAGAUCCUGAAGGUGUGCGGAGACAAGGAUGCUGAUGGCUUUUACAGGGGUGAAUGUGCAGGAAGAGAGGGAUACAUACCCUGUAACAUGGUAUCUGAAGUCCAGGUGGAGAAUAAUGAAAUCAAGAUGCAGCUCCUAAAGCAAGGGUUCCUUCCUGCUGACCCACCAAUGGACAGCAUAGGAAAUGGCACAUUUUCUCCACCUCCACGCCGCCAAACCGUCCCUCCUCCAAAACCCAGACGCUCCAAGAAAGCAGAACUAGAUAAACAGGAGAAGUACAAGUCUCAUCCAGGACAGAAGCAUCAAGACUUUGAAGCUGAACUGCUGACUCCUCGAAGUAUGGUGGCUGUCUUCGACUAUAAUCCUAAAGAGAGCUCUCCAAAUGCAGAUGCAGAGGCUGAACUGACUUUCAGUGCAGGGGACAUUAUCACUGUGUUUGGGUCCAUGGAUGAUGAUGGAUUCUACUAUGGAGAGCUGAACCAGCAGAGAGGGCUUGUCCCAUCUAACUUUUUGGAAGCUGUAACCUCAGAUGGAGACGUGGUCGAGGAGCUUCACUCAAAAGAUAAAGACACUUUUUUGCUGGGUGCUGAGAGCCAGUUAAAUCCAGAUGGAUCUGUUGAUCACAAUGACUUCUCACCAACUCCUCCUGCACCUCCUUCCUGCCUUGUCAUGGGCAAGCAGCGUCCAGAGCAGGCAUCACUGGCUGUUCUCAAAUGCAGUGACUUACCUGGUCAGAGUAAAAAGAAGAGAGGCUUCUUCAUCAAAGGAAAAGAGCUCUUCAGAAAACUUGGGUCCAGUAAGAAAGACUAACAAGGGAUUUAUCGCCAUGUAUAGACUGCCUGUGCAAUCCACACAGGCAUUGAAAAUUCAGGAGAAGCCCUCGCAAUAAGCUGAUUGAUUAGAGUAUUUUCAUAGGAGAAAAGUGUAUAUUGAAUAGAGGAAACUUCUCAGUGAGCUGCAUGCUUUGCUGAGAGCUCAGCUGUGGGUGCCCACCCUGCGUGGGCAGCAGCUCUGAACAGUGUCAUGGCACUGAGGUGUGUGAGGCCUCGGCUCUAGGAUGCAGCUACCUCCACAGUAGUGUGUCCUGCUCCUUGCAGCCCUCGAUGCACCGGUUCCCUGUAAAUAUUUUAAUUCAAGAAAUAUAUUCUGGCUGUAAGUUAGCUAAAUGGCUUUUCCCAGCAAAGCCCCAGCCCCUUAGGAAGAGCUCCGUUGUACUACUGGUCCAAAGGAGGUUGUGUCGAGUCCUUCACUUCCUGCAAAGAAAAUCUGCACUUUUCCUGUGAAUCCCCUUUGCUGUCUCUGGGCUGAAAAGUGAGUUAUUUGUACUGUAAACCUGUAAAUAUGCAGCUGUGCCUAGGAGCAUCCCACACUGCCUCAGUCAUGUUUCAGCACGAGGAUUCCCAUGGAGGAAGGAGCGAUACCCAGGAGGGGAUCGAUGCUUCUGCCUAUAGCGUGGGCUGCUGUAAGCUGCUCUUGGCUGGCUCACCUUGACCAUGCACUGGCUGGGGACUCCGCCUUAUUUAUUUAUUUAUCUAUUUAUUUAUUUAUGGGUUGUUUUUUUUUUGUCCGCCUCUCUCACCAUUUCACUUGGCUGUUUCAGUGCGCUGCUCCUCUCUUGUUGGAGCAUUUGGAGAGCAGAGCUGGGGAUGGAGAGUUUGCAGCUGUUUUCAUAUGAGAUGAUAGGUUCCUUCAGUUCAGUCAUUUCCUUUGUAAGCCACGGAGUUUUGUACGACAUGGUUUCUAUCCUUUGCUGUGUUUCUUUCUUUGCAUGUUUCAAUGGGUACUUGUUUUGAGAAGGACAGUUAUGUGAGGUAUGUGAAUGAUGCCAGCACAGUGUCCACAGAUGUUGGUGAUAAGGUAUGUUUUUAUUUAAUAUCAAAUUUUAUUAUAAUAAAGUCUAUUUUCACAAAAAUACAUUUUCCUUA
Molecule: messenger RNA, 10692 nt
Organism: Phasianus colchicus (ring-necked pheasant)
Lineage: Eukaryota; Metazoa; Chordata; Aves; Galliformes; Phasianidae
Source: RefSeq, a predicted model, not a curated record